This is a messenger RNA of Spodoptera littoralis (African cotton leafworm), 8700 nucleotides long. The record is from the annotation of a GenBank genome assembly. Lineage: Eukaryota; Metazoa; Arthropoda; Insecta; Lepidoptera; Noctuidae.
AUGUCGGACAAUAAAAACAAUAAUCCUCCCGAAAGGGAACAAUCUGAUACUGCUGACAGCAAUAUAGCUUCUAGCGAGGUGUCGAGUGUCGUUGGAAGUGUUAAAACUUCUAAGACAUCUCAGCGGGUUUCAUCAUCUUCAGAAAGACAAAUUAAGUUUGAGCGUGCUCAAAAGUGCCUGGAGAAUGCAGCACUUGUGUCAAAGAGGAUUAAAGAACACCGCAAGGCAACUGCAGAACUACUGGGAAGGCCGUUUGAGGAUGACGAUGGCGGUGAUACGGCUUCUGAAUUGGCUUCCACCGUGAGUGAAAGAACUGGCUACUCGGUUGCAACUGACACCUCCACUACUCUGUCAGUCCAGGAUGCUUUGAACAUUCCUGGCAUUAGUGAGAGCUUAGCGAAUACUCUGAAACAAAAAGAGCUGUUAAUGGAAAGGAUAAGACAAUAUAAAGAAAUUAGCAAGAAACCGAUGACCAAACCAACAACAAUACGGAGGGAAUCUACUGUUGAUACUAAAGUCGAAGUAAAAAAGGUCCAACCAGCAGAUAGCAGUAAUGUGACACAACUUUUAAACACAAUCAAGGAGAAAGAAAAUUCUCUAAGUGUGAUGCAAGUAAAAAUAAGAGCUAUGGAAACCACAAUCCUAGACUUACAAGAGAUGAUUAAUGAGAAAGACCAAAUCAUUGAAGCUAAAAACAAGGCAACAACACUAAUGUCGGAUACGUUAAGCAAGAAAGAGAAAGACUCCUUAAUACUACUCGAGGACACAAGGCAACAAAUGACGAAGAUGCAAGAAAACUUUAUCGCUAUGGAAACUGAAUGGAAAGAGGAAAAACAGAAUCUAUUAAAAGAAAUAGCAAUCAAAGAUGAAAAAAUCAUUAGUUUAGAAGAAGCUAAUACCAUUUUAGAAACGUCUAGGUUUGAAAUUAGUGUUGCUCAUUCAAAGUUAGCUGAAGAAUUAGAAUCAAAGAAUCUGGAGAUAUUAAGACUACAAGAGAAAAUUGAAGGUUUAUCUCAAAUACCUAUUGAUGAACCGUCUCCUAAAGAAAAGGAUGAUGUUGAGGAGGAAAAGGGUUCUCUCGAAAUAGCUGGUAUGGCUGAGUUGACCAAGAAAAUCGAGUUACUGGAGCAACUGAACUGCCAAAUUAGACAAACAAAUAAAGAGCUAGAAAAUAAACUAGCAACUGUUAACACUGAACCUAAGUCGCCAAGUACUGCUGCUGCAGGCAAAAAGGGAAGUCCACUCACAACUCGCAAGGGUGGCAGAAAUACUGCAGCCAAGAGCAAAUCUCCUUGGAGUCAACUAUCAUCAGAAUCAUUACCACAGGAAACUGAUAAGAAAGCAGCAAAAAGUGAAAUAGCCAGACUAGAAAUGUUAGUACAAUCUCUCAACAAAGACAUCCUGGAAAAGGAAUAUGCAAUUUCAGAAAAGGAUGCAUUGAUAACUCAACUCCAAAAUGUACCUGUUGAGAAGGAACAGAAGAAGACUGUUGAAAUGGUGGACAUUGGUUUAUGUACGGACAUUCCAGAAGAUAAUAAGCUUAGCACUCAGGGCGAAGUAGAAACGCAAGAUUCCAGUGUUGAAUUGAAAUCAACUAAUGAAGAACUGUCUAUAAAUGAACUUCAAGAAAAAUUAAAAGCUGCUGAAGAGCAAAUAGUGACCCUUAAUAAUGAGAUUGAUGCAGCUAACAAAAACAUGAUUAAGGUCAAAUCUAACAAUAAAUUGAAAUUGAAACAAUUGCAAAAGACCAUUGAUAACUUCAGUAAAGUUUCUGAUACAAACGCUGAGAUCGUUAAGUUAAAUGAAGAGAUACAUCAACUGUCUCAGAAAGUCGCCGAACUGGAAGAGGAGAAGGGUAAUCUACAACUACAUCUCGUGGAUUACGAUAGUGGACGACUCACGGAUUCUGACAUCUAUAAGAAGAUGGUUGAAAUGGAAAAUUUAGCAGAAACAAGACUGAAGGCUAUCAGUGUUUUGGAGACACAGAAGUUUGACCUGGUCCAAGAGCUGCAUAUCUUGCAACAGAAGAAUGAUGAGAUGGAGGACAAACUAGCCGAUAUUUCACAACUCCAAAGUGAACAUGUCUGUACUGAGAUGAAGUCUGUACAGAUGGAAGAACAGAUAGAUGAGCUGACAGCUGCUAAAAAAGAACUAGAACUAGUUGUAGAAAACUUAAAACUAGACAAAGAACACUUGAAUGACACUAUCAAACAUCUUCAAGACGACAAGGAGGAGAUGGCACAUAAAUUAGAAAACUACAUUCAAGAAAACAUGGAACUCACUGACAAACUUGAAAAAUUGAGUGCAGAAAAAGUUAGUUCUGCUGAAUCAAUUGAAAUUGUGGAAUCUUUAACAACUCAAGAAAAACUUGAACUUGAAGAAUACAACAAAGGUAUUAUUGAAGAUAAAGGUGACGACCAUCAUCAGGACCAUGUAGAAUCACAAAAUGAUAAGAAUAUUGAUAGCUUGAUAGAACAGAGGGAAGAAUUAAACACUAAAAUCGAAUUAUUUACGCAAGAAAGACAAGAAGUUAUGGAAAAAAUGAGUAAAAUUGGUUCAGAAAAUGAAUCUUUACUAGAGAAAAUAAGUGAAUUAAAUAAUCAAUGCAGUAUUUUGCAAAGCAGUAUUGAUCUACUUAAUAAUGAGAAGCAAGAGCUUCAGGGUCUGAAUCAAGAUCUUUCACAUCAAAUCGAAGAACUGAAACGCGAGAGAAUAGAAAUUAUGAAAGAAACUGCUGAGACUGCCAAGCCAGUUACUGAAGAUGUGACUGAUGGUGUACCGGUCGAGACACACCAUGACGAUAAAUCGGCUGGUGAUAAGGGAACAAAAGGAGCUAAGUCAGUUAAACAACUUACCAAGGAAAUACUUAAACUGAAAAAUACUAUUAAAGAGAGAGAAGAUGAAAUAGCUGAUUGUCAGAUGAAGAUACUGUCUAUGGAGGAACAGCAACAGAAACAAAAAGAGUUAUUACAAACAAAUGCGUCUUAUGAGAGUAAAAUAAAGUCUUUAGUUGAUGAAAAUAUGCAUUUGAAACAAGAUUUAGAAGUAAUAAAGAAGGAAACUGAAUCUAAAGAACAAGUAAUGAGACUUAAACAAUCAAAUGAAGAACUACAUCAAGAAUUACAGAAAGUACAUCAAGAGUAUGCUGUGACCGUCGGUUACCGUGACGCUAAAAUUAAUGAACUUGAAAAUGUCUUAUUAGAAUAUGAAAAGCAGAUGUUUAACUAUGGAAAUAGUUUACAACAAAAAGACAAGGAGAUGGCAGAAUAUAUUAAUCAAAUAACCAAACUGAAUGAUGUUUCACAGAAACUAAAAUCUACCAUUGAAUUGCUUGAAGAAGAGAAAGCUAAGGAUCAGAACGCAGAACUUGUGAAAGCACUCAAUAAACAAAUAGCAGCUUGUCAGAAGAAAAUGGCUGACAAUGAAGAGAAGAUAAAGAUUUUAGAAGAUGAGAAGGUUCAACUACAAUGUCAUAAAGGUGAAUUAGUUAAUAAAAACACAACUCUUGAAGCAGAAUUGAAAAAAUUAAAAGAAUCGUUUACUGAGAAACAAACUCUUAUCAAAGAAUUACAAACACAACAACAGAAGCAUUCAGCUGAAAUGUCCUCCAUAAAGCUUCAAAUUAUAGAAAAAGAUGAAGAAAUUCACGAAAUUAAGCUUCAACUUCGAAAAGAAUCGAUUGAAAAUGAAAAGUUGCGUGAUAAUAUUGUAGACAAGGAGAAACAGGUAGAAGAGUUGACACAACAAAUUGAAGAGACCAAAGAAAAGCUAAACAACUUGUCUUCAGAAAAGAGCAACUCAUCCGAACAGUUUGUGGCGCUCGAGACCAAAAAUAAAGAAUUAAUGGAAAAAUUAAAGAAAUUUGCUAUAAGUAUUAAAAAGAAAUCAUCCUUGUACACUGAGCUUGAAGCACUUUAUGAAGAAAGUCAAAAGCAGCUUUCUACUCGGAAUGAGCAACUCGAGCAGUUAACAAUACAGGUUGAGACGCUCCCAGCAUUACAAGAGAAGUUGAAGCAUGCUGAGGAAGAGAUGAACAGGUUGCAAUCACAAAAAGUUUCACUCGAACAGCAGAGGACCCAAGAUAUUAAUCAGCUCCAAGCUGAAAUCAAAGCUUUACAAGAAAGACUGAUCAUGUCUUCCCAAGAAAUAACUCACUUGAACGAUUCCGUGAACGUUUUACACAAAGACUUACACUUUGCACGCGAAGAAAAUGCCCAUUUCAAGGCACAGAUUGAUGCAUUAAAUAAUAAGUUAGUAGAAUAUGAAAUUGAACAGAAAAACAAUUCUAAUUUAAUAACUAAAAUAUCCAGCUUAGAGGCGGAUAUUGCUCAAAAACAAAAUCAAAUAGCUGAGUUAUUAACUAAAGUAGAACAUCAUGAACAACAACAAACACAAGUGCAAUUUGGAUAUGACGCUAAAGUUCAAGAACGAGAUUUGUAUAUAGAAAACUUAGAAACAGAAAUUAGCAAGUAUAAGAACCGCAUAUGUCGCCUCGAAGAGAGUAUUUCUGUAAUGGAAGAUAGCAGACAUUCACUAGAACGGAAAGCUGAUCAAUUAGGCAGUCAACUCCAAGAGAAACAAAAGGCGUACACAGAAUAUACAAGCCAAGAAGACGAGUUAGUGGGACGACUAGCAGUGCUGAUGGAUCACGAUAGGGUUCUUGAGAAACAGCUCUUUGAAAUUGAAAAUGAAAAUAAAGAAUUACAAUAUAAAGUUCAACAUUUCAAUGAAGACAAUCAAAAACUACGAAAAGCGCUUUCUGAAAUACAGGAGCAUUACAGUGUGGUUCUUGACAAAGCCAAUAAACUAGAUCCGGUGGAAUCCGAAUUGUCCAAAUGCCAGGUACAGCUUCGUGAACUCGAAGCGAAUCUGAAAAAAAUAACACACGAUUAUCAGUCUUUAAUAUCGAAGAAGAGGCAAGAAAUAGAAGAACUCGAAUCUGAAUUCAACACUCAAAUUGAAAAUGCUAUUAAAGAAAAGAAAGUAUUGAGCGAGAAAUAUGAGAAAGUAAAUGAACGCACAUCUCAAUUAGAAACUAAACUUCUCGAAUAUAAAACGAAUAUUGAGAAUCUGAAUAUAAAUAUAGAAGAACUCAACAGAAUCAACCAUGAAUUGGAAAAUAAGUCCAAAAAAGAAGAAGCUGAAACGCCAGAUUAUACAGAACAAUAUAUAACUGAAAUAAAUAAAUUAAACGCUAUUGUCAAUGCUAAAAAUCAAGAGAAUUUGGAACUUAAAAAUAUACUACAAACGCAACAAGCAACCAGUGUGUCCCUCUCGUCGAAUAUGGAGAGUCAAAUUGCAGACUUAAAUGCGAAACUAAUACAGUCUGCAGCUGCAAUAGAACAACUAACUUCAGAAAUUCAUAACUUACGAGGAGCUAAUGAGCAACUGUACACGCAACUUACUCAAAAAGAUGACCAGAUUAGAGAGUUAAAAGAUAAUCAAAAACUAACAUUCGAAAUGAACAUACCCAAAACUGAAGGCAUGAUUAUUUCAUCUACUAUUGAACAAAUAAGUGGAAACGACAAGAACAUUGAUAUGUCAGCUCUUGAAUCACAAAUAGUUUCUGGAAUGGAUGAACCGUCAAUAGAAAGCAAACAUGUGCCUAAAAAAGUAUCAGAAAACAUACAGAAACAGCCUACAGGUGACAUGGUCGUUGAAGAACCACUUAUUGUUGCUAAAAAAGCAUACGAUUGCUAUACCAAAGAUGACGAUGAUAAUGAGACUACUGAAGUAGACCCGUUCAAUUCAGAUGAAGGUUGGGGAUUAGGUGAAUGCGACGAACCUAGUGAAGUAACGCCUGGUUCUUCACAUUUCAUAGAGCAGAUCAAUCAACUCCAGAGAGAAAAUGACACUUUGAAAACUGAACUUGAAAUAAGCAAUACGAAACUGCAAAAAGCUUUGAUAAAAUUAAAAGAAUUCAAAGCAAGCAACGUUUUGCUUACUAAUGAGCUCAAAUUAGCUAAACAAAUGUCUCAGUCCUCCUUCUUCGACAAUGCUAUGGAGGAUGAAUUAAGAAUGAAUGUUCAAGAAUUAGAAAAGAAAAUUGAGGAACUCAACACAGAAAUUAUGAAAGAAAAACGAGAUAAAGAAUCACUGAGAAAACAGAACGAAGUCUUCCACAACGCUAAUGAUAGACUGACUGAAAUGAAAGAGAAAUUAGAUAACGAAAUAGAAUUAUGGAAAUUUAAAUUCAAAGAAGCAAAUGACAAACUUUCUUCCAUGCAAUGGGGUGGGGACGCAAAGGAAUCACAGCCACAUGAGCAGUCUCAUGUACAAAAUAUAGAUGAAAAUAAAUACAAAGAAGAGCUUAUAAAAAUUGAAAAGGAAAAUGAUGAAUUGCAGUCAGCGUUAGAGGAAUUGAAUUCUCAAAAUAAUGAAUAUGUAUUACAACAGACACAGUUGAAGAAUGAAAUCAGUAAUCUUCACAACCAAUUACAACACCAUCAAAGCGUAACUCAAAACUACGAAGUACUUAAAAGCCAACUUGACGAAAUGCAAAAAAGCAACGAAGAACUAAUUCAAACAAAUGAGAGAUUAACUGAAAAGUUGCAAGACAUUGAAAAGCAGUACAAUGACUUGACACAGAGUUAUGACAAAUUGAAUGUUAGCAUUGAUGAAGUGAAAAGUAAUUAUGAACAAGAAAAGGCUGUAUUAUUAGACAGACAUUCCAGUUUAGAAGAGGAAGUAGUUAGAUUACAGCAACAAGAUUCUGAAUCUAAAACUCAAAUAUCUUCUCUAUAUUCGGAGCUAGAAAAUGUUAAAUCAAAAUUGCUCUUCCAUGAGGAACAAGAGGGCGUGAAUAGAUUACAGAGUGUGGAUAGUUUAGCAGUUGCUGAAAAAUUUAGUGCCAUGGAACAACACUGUAUGCAAUUAAAACAUGAGCUGGAUGAGGCUAACUCCAAAAUUUUACAAUUAGAAUCUGAAAACCAAGAGCUGAUACAGAAAUCCACAGAAUAUCAGGAACAAAUUAACGAUUUAAAUAUCAAAAUGCAAAACCUGAAUGGUGAGAAUGACAACCUACUGUCGACUGUUGCUGAACUACGUUCUUCAGUUUCAAGUGCCAUUGAUCAACGUGGCUUUGAAAUAGCAGAACUCUGGAAGCAACAUUUGGCUCAACGAGAAGCCGACUUCCAAAAAAUAGAAUCAGAUCUGAGAACUCAAUUAAAUGCUUCCGAGGCAAAAUAUGAGCAGCUACUUGAAAAUGUUCAGUCUUCCAACCAAGAAGAAACUAGUAAACUAAUUGUUAUUGAACAAGUUACGUCUUUACAAAGCAAACUAGAAGACAAAGAGGAACAUGUCCGUAACUUACAAGUUAAAUAUGCUGAAGUCAUGAACCAAUUAGAUAUGCUUCGAUCAGAAAUGGAAGAUGAAAAAGUUGGACAUGAAAAUAAAUUACUAGAACAACAGGAAGAGUAUGAGAAAAUGAUACAAGAAAUUACUGUAAAACAUCAUAAACACAAUGAAUCAUAUGACGAAACUUUCAAAAAUAUGCAAAACGAAAUAAUUGCACUUAAGACAAAUAAUGAUGAGCUGAACCAAGUUAUUGAAGAUUUACAAAGUAAAUUAAAAGAGUCUGAAGAGAGUGUCAUAGAAGCUACUAACCAACUUCGACUGAAAGAGAGUGAAAUAUAUCAAAAGACUCAUGACUACACCAUAACGUUAACACAAAGGAAUGAAGAGUUUGAGAAUGUUAGGAAGCAAUUGAUUGAGUAUGAAAAACGUGUGGAAGAUUUAAGUUAUGAAAAAGAAUCUGAAUUAGCUCUACUCCGAUUAAAAAUGCAUGAUAAUGAGACCCGCUAUGAGAAUAUGAGAAGUGAAGCUGUCUCAGAAAGAGAAAAACUGAUAGAAGAACUUAACGCUAAAAUAGUUGAAUGUACAAAUCUCAAUAAACAAAUAGUUGAUUUGAAUCAAGAAUUGGAAAGUAAUUCCGCGAAGGCUACAGAAAUGCAAGCUGCAUUAGAAAAUCAAGAAAUAGAAAUAGUUGGUCUAAAUGAUGAGAUCACGAAUUUACAGAAUCUGCUGAAAUCGUCGAGUGCUAAGGUACAAAAACAUGUAUCGUUUGCGUCCGACACGAAGCCAGGUGCUGAAGGAGAGCAAACUGAAAAUUUAUUAAACAAAGACUUGCUGGACGCUGUUCCACGAGCCGAACUAGACUUGGCAUUAUACAUGUUGCACCAGAGAGACGUUCGGUGCGAAGAACUGACCAUGGAGCUGACACAAUUGUUAGAAGAGAGAGAUACGUUACAGUUGCGCUUGUCCGACUGUUUACGAUUAAAUGAGGAUUUGAAGAACAAGUUCAAAAUGGCUGGUAUCGAUGAGUCAAUGAAUUCGAGCCAAGAAACAAUAUCAGAACAACCGAGCUUUACAGUAGAGAGGGAGUUUGUUGACAUCCACCGCGGGCAGACGUCGCGAAGUAGUAGUAUAAGUGAUCCGGAUGGAGAAAAGCCAAAGCUGCAGGCGAAGUUAACGGAGCUCCGUUCUGUGAAGCACAGCCGGGACGUGCGACUGCGACAGGAAAGCGAGCAGCGUCAGUUGGACCUACGACUGCUGCAGCGCGACGUCGCCCACCUACCGCCGGAGGCCGUCGACCAACUUGCCCAAGCGCAUCAUACACUCUCUCGAGAUUCCCAGAGCACGUCAACAGUUCUGCUAAAUUGGCUUCGAGGGAAAAGUACGCCGAAAGUAGUCCACAUGUGA